Phasianus colchicus (ring-necked pheasant) is the source of this 1937-nucleotide messenger RNA. RefSeq names its product protein regulator of cytokinesis 1 (gene PRC1). Gene Ontology annotation, molecular function: microtubule binding. The record is from RefSeq and is a predicted model, not a curated record. NCBI's taxonomy places the organism in Eukaryota, Metazoa, Chordata, Aves, Galliformes, Phasianidae. Gene Ontology annotation, biological process: mitotic spindle midzone assembly; microtubule cytoskeleton organization. Gene Ontology annotation, cellular component: cytoplasm; mitotic spindle midzone; spindle.
UCGGCCAAUGAGCGCCGCCGGGAGGCGAGUUUGAAUCGGCGGCCCCGGACGGGAGGCGGUGGCGGCGCAGAGCGGAGCCAUGAGGAAGAGCGAAGUGCUGGCGGCCGAGGCCGUGUCGUGCCUGAACCGCGCGUUGUCGGCGCUGCGGGACAUCUGGGAGGAGAUCGGCAUCCCCGAGGAGCUGCGGCUGGAGCGCACCGGUGCGGUGAAGAAGCACAUCAAGAACCUCCUGGACAUGAUGGUGGCGGAGGAGGAGCACCUGAAGGAGCAGCUGCUGAGGAGCGUCGCCGCGUACCGAAAGGAGCUCGACGGCCUCUGCGCGGAGCUGCAGGCGGAGCCCUUCCAGACAGAGGAGGGGAGUACCAUCCUACAGAUGGUGAAGGAUUUACAUACCCGCGUGGCGAUGUUGUUGAAGCAGAAGAAAGAUAGGAAGCAGGAAUUGAAGGCCCUGCAGGAACAGGACAAGAACCUGUGUGACAUUCUCUGCGUGUCCCUCUUCAGCAUUGAUGAUAGCGCCGUGCCCAGCCUGGACGAGCUUGACCGCUACCGACGGCACGUGGCCUCCCUCAGCGCUGAGAAGGAGCGAAGGCAAGAAGAAUUUGUCAGCAUCAAGCGGCAGGUCGUCCUCUGCAUGGCGGAGCUGGAGCACAGCCCUGACACCAGCUUCGAGCGGGACGUGGUGUGUGAGGAUGAGGAGGCCUUCUGUUUGUCCACAGAUAACAUCGCUAACCUCCAGAGCCUGCUGCAGCAGCUGGAAGCACGGCGGGCACUGAAUGAAGCCAUGUGUGCAGAGCUGCGCUCCAGAAUCACUGAGCUUUGGGAAAGGCUGCAGGUACCUGAGGAGGAGAGACAGUCUUUUGCAGUGCACAUGACUGGAUCCAAAGCGAAAACCAGGGAAGCUUUGAAGCUGGAAGUAGGCCGUCUGGAGGAGCUGAAGCUGCAGAACAUGAAGUCCGUGGUUCAGGCGAUCCGCGCAGAGCUGGCUGAAUACUGGGACAAAUGCUUCUACAGCCAGGAGCAGAGGGACGCCUUCAGUCCCUAUUACGAUGAGGAUUAUACAGAGGCCUUGCUCCAGCUCCAUGAUAUUGAGGUGGAGAAGGUGAAAAGCUACUACAGAACACACAAGGAGCUGUUUGAGGCUGUUCAGAAAUGGGAGGAGAACUGGAAGCUGUUUCUGGAACUGGAGAGGAAAACAGCUGACCCCAGCCGCUUCUCCAACCGCGGGGGGAGCCUGCUGAAAGAAGAGAAGCAGCGAGUAAAACUGCAGAAGACUCUUUCCAAGCUGCAGGAGGAGCUGGAGAGCAGGAUCCAGGCCUGGGAGCAGGAGCGUGAGGAGCCUUUCCUGGUGAAGGGACAGCAGUUCAUGGAGUAUGUGACAGAGCAGUGGCAGCUGUAUCACAUGGAGAAAGAGAAGGAGAAACAGGAGCGGCACCUGAAGAAAAGCCGCCAGAUUGAGACAGAGAUGAUGUAUGGGAGCACCCCAAGGACUCCUAUCAAGCGCCGAGUGCUUGGUCCCCACACGCCUGGCAAAGUAAGGAAGCUCAAUGGCACUUCCCUCUCCACUGCCACUCCCAACAGCACCAUUCGUUCAGCUUUUGGGGCAACUCUCUUCCAUUCACCAACGUCUCGGCUACCACCCUCUGGAGGGAAGCUUGGCCAGGUGCGGACCCCCAUCUGCGUGGCUGCGAAGCCCCCCCGGCCCGGACACAGGGAGUGGAACAAGGAGAACCUGUCACAGCUGAACGGAACCACCCUGAGCGGUGGGUGCAGCCCCGCAGCCCCUGCCCAGCGUAACCACAGCGUUAAUUCUGUUGCCAGCACCUAUUCUGAGUUUGCGCGUGAACUCUCAAAGGCCUCCAGGUGUGAUACCAGCUCCCGCAUCCUCAACUCCACCACCACCAAUGCGUUCUGCUGAGGUGCUGCCUUGGGCUCCAGUU